AUCAGAGCGGAAGUGUUUAGUUCCGCUGAGAAAGCAGCGAGUAGGAUACAAGAUAGAGAGUUCCCCGUUAAACCUCCUGAAUACAGCAAAUAUGGAAACCUCCUCUAUUGACAGUUUGAUCCUGAAGCUCCACGAUGUGAACGCGGUGAAGUUUGGAGAGUACAAGCUGAAGACCGGCAUGAUGACCCCCAUUUAUAUCGACCUGAGGGUCCUCGUGUCGCACCCAGCGCUCAUGAACCAGGUGUCGAGUCUCAUCUACCAGCGAGUGCUAGAGGAGAAGCUGCAGUUCGACACGGUGUGUGGGGUUCCUUACACAGCCCUGCCUCUCGCCACAAUCAUCUGCUCCAGAAAUGAACUGCCGAUGCUCAUCAGGCGAAAGGAGGCCAAGGACUACGGAACCAGGCGUAUGGUGGAGGGCUCGUUUCGUGAGGGGGACACAUGUCUGAUCAUCGAGGACACAGUGACCAGCGGCACCAGCAUCCUGGAGACUGCUGAAGUGCUCUACAAAGAGGGACUGAAGGUGACAGAUUCCAUCGUGCUGAUGGACAGAGAGCAGGGCGGAGUAGACAUGUUGGCUUCUCAGGGAAUCAAACUCCAUCCCAUCAUCUCCAUGUUCAAGCUGAUCAACGUGCUGCUGGCAGCCGAACGCAUCGACGCACAGACCGCCCAGAGCGUCCGCAAGUUCAUCCUGGACAAUAACACGUUCAGCCCUCAGGACAAGAAUGGAAAUGGUGUUCCUGCCAGCAAGAAGCCAUGCAAGGAGCAGGACACAAGGCUGAGCUACGCAGACAGAGCCGCGCUACCAAACGUUCAUCCUCUGGCGUCAAAGCUGCUGCAGACCAUGGAGGAGAAACAGUCCAACCUCUGUGUUUCUGCUGAUGUGACGAGCAGCGAGGAGCUCCUGCAGCUUGCUGACUCUCUCGGCCCCAAAAUCUGCAUGCUGAAGACCCAUGUGGACAUCCUAAAGGACUACACAGCAGCCUUCAGCCAGAAACUGCAGGCUCUGUCUGAGAAACACAACUUCCUCAUCUUUGAAGACCGCAAGUUUGCUGAUAUCGGGAACACCGUGAAGCAUCAGUAUGAAGGCGGUGUGUACCAGAUCUCGUCUUGGUCCCACAUAGUGAACGCCCACGCUGUGCCGGGGCCCGGGGUGGUGAAGGGCCUGAGUGCUGUGGGGAAGCCUUUGGGCCGGGGCUGUCUGCUCAUAGCACAGAUGAGCUCCCAGGGCUCCCUGGCUACUGGUGCAUACACACAGGCUGUGCUGAAGAUGGCAGAGGAGCAGUCAGACUUUGUGAUCGGGUUUAUCUGUGGCUCGAAGAUCUCCAAGAGGCCCGAGUUCAUCCACAUGAGCCCCGGGGUGCAGAUGCAGGCUGGAGGUGAUGGGUUGGGCCAGCAGUACAACACCCCAGAUGAAGUCCUCUGCAACAAAGGCUCUGAUGUCAUCAUCGUGGGUCGGGGUAUCCUGGAGGCUCCUGAUAGGCUGGAGGCUGCCGAGUCAUACAGGAAGGCGGGCUGGGAGGCGUACACUAAGAGACUGGGCCAGGUUGGCCAAUAGGAGCUCAGGACGGGCAUCUGCAUCAAUGCAUCUCAUUUAAAAUUGACCCUACAGCUCUAACAAGGACUCUGCUCCUAAGACCUUCCAGUUUUUUCUUCUAAAAGUUGAAUACAUAAAAACAUAUGUAGACAUGUGUACACUGCACUGCCACAUGAAAAUGCACAAUCACACAGUUCUGCAGGAGCUACCUGGCAGGUUAAGGGGAUUCUAAUGCAAUUGAUCUCCUUUGAUUCUGUCCGAUUAAUAAGCUGCUUUAACUGUGAUCUUCUGAUUCCCUCCUACUAAUGAACUGCACCUGAAGUCCAUCUGCUAAGGUGCUUCUGAGCAGGUUUAAACACAUUCAGGAAAAGGUUUCAGGGUUCCUUUAAGAUAGAGUUGACUCCUCCUGUCCAGGUCAAAGCAUGCAGAGUUACAGAUGAGAUGUGGGUUACUUGGAAUAAAUAGAUUUUUCUUUUUUUAAUUAGUUGGCUACUAAACUCCCUAGGAUGUGUUUGUUUAAGUAGGAAUACAAGGAGUCAUUUCCAUGAUAAAGACUGCAACGUCCAGUCAGGCUGAAGCUGUGCUUUGUCACCAUUCCUCUGUGAGCUGAAAUACUAGAUCACAAAUUAUAGUACAAAUAAGAGUGGGUAUGGUUUAAUCAUUUUUUUAGUGGUUGUAUAAUGUUUAAUGUUUGUAAUUCAGGGCAUUUUCUAGCACACUUUUGUCCAAUCUAGAUCUGAACAUCUUCCACAAGAUCACAGAAAUGCUAGACUCGUAAGAAUCUUUGACAGUCAUUUAUUUUGAACAGGGAAACCUUCAGUAUUAAAUAGAUUUUAAACUUGUAUGUACAGUUGGUUAAAUCGCACACAUUAAUGGGGAGAGGUUCCAAGGUUUCAACUGUGGUUCUGACUUCACCAUGCUUUUUUAAAGGGAACGCAAUGAUUUUCAUAGGUCUACUACAAAAUAAAGGCUUUGAGUUUG
This is a messenger RNA of Centropristis striata (black sea bass), 2515 nucleotides long. It is a transcript of the gene umps, whose product is annotated as uridine monophosphate synthetase. The record is from RefSeq and is a predicted model, not a curated record. Gene Ontology annotation, biological process: 'de novo' UMP biosynthetic process; 'de novo' pyrimidine nucleobase biosynthetic process. The transcript is spliced from 10 exons. Gene Ontology annotation, molecular function: orotate phosphoribosyltransferase activity; orotidine-5'-phosphate decarboxylase activity. Lineage: Eukaryota; Metazoa; Chordata; Actinopteri; Perciformes; Serranidae. The coding region runs from base 92 to 1555 and encodes 487 amino acids.